Ananas comosus (pineapple) is the source of this 1072-nucleotide messenger RNA. RefSeq names its product probable aquaporin TIP1-2. NCBI's taxonomy places the organism in Eukaryota, Viridiplantae, Streptophyta, Magnoliopsida, Poales, Bromeliaceae. Gene Ontology annotation, biological process: water transport; transmembrane transport. The record is from RefSeq and is a predicted model, not a curated record. Gene Ontology annotation, molecular function: water channel activity. Gene Ontology annotation, cellular component: membrane. The transcript has 3 exons. The coding region runs from base 93 to 851 and encodes 252 amino acids.
GCGCUAAUUGUUCUAGUGAUUAUAUAGUUAAGAAAAAAUAAAGUAUAAUUAAAUCACUGAUUAAGUGAAAAGAAAUAAGUAGAAAAAGGAAAAUGCCGGUGAGUCGGAUUGCGAUCGGAGCGCCGGGGGAGGUGAGCCAAACGGACGCGCUCAAAGCCGCGCUCGCGGAGUUCAUCUCCAUGCUCAUCUUUGUCUUUGCCGGCGAGGGCUCCGGAAUGGCAUUUAGCAAGCUCACCAAUGACGGAUCGGCGACGCCCGCUGGGCUCAUUGCGGCUGCUUUGGCGCAUGCAUUCGCGCUCUUCGUGGCGGUUUCGGUCGGGGCGAACAUUUCCGGCGGCCACGUCAACCCUGCGGUUACGUUCGCUGCGUUCCUCGGCGGCAAUAUAACGCUUCUCCGGGGAAUUCUCUAUUGGAUCGCGCAGUUGCUCGGCUCCGUCGUCGCUUGCUUGCUUCUAAAGUUCGCCACCGGUGGUCUGAACACGGCGGCAUUCGCGCUCUCGGCGAACGUCGGCGCGUGGAACGCGGUGGUGUUCGAGAUCGUGAUGACGUUUGGGCUAGUAUACACCGUCUACGCAACCGCAGUCGAUCCGAAGAGGGGCAACGUGGGUGUGGUUGCACCGAUCGCGAUCGGUUUCAUUGUCGGGGCGAACAUAUUGGCGGGCGGAGCGUUCGACGGCGCGUCGAUGAACCCCGCUGUGUCGUUCGGGCCUGCAGUCGUGAGCUGGACGUGGAGCAACCACUGGGUCUACUGGGUGGGCCCGCUGAUCGGCGCAGCGAUCGCGGCUUUGGUUUACGACGUGAUCUUUAUUGGACGAGACACACACGAGCAGCUCCCAACAAUAGAUUACUAAGAAGAUUCAUUUAAAGUGUUUCUGUUUCUUUUUUUUGCCACUUGGGAGAGGUAGUGUCAAAGUUGUGGGUAAGAAUAGUUGGAAAUGUUGUUCCUAGUGAAGUGUAAUGUUAUUGUUCUUGUUUGUUUCUUCAUUGUUUGGUGUUAAUGAUCGAGUGCAAGAUGUUGUUUAAUGAGUCAAUGUACUUGUAGUUUUUUGAUUGGUAUAUUUGUUGAAUUAAA